This is a messenger RNA of Rhineura floridana, 5043 nucleotides long. It is a transcript of the gene U2SURP, whose product is annotated as U2 snRNP associated SURP domain containing. Lineage: Eukaryota; Metazoa; Chordata; Lepidosauria; Squamata; Rhineuridae. The record is from RefSeq and is a predicted model, not a curated record. Bases 460 to 3426 code for a protein of 988 amino acids. Gene Ontology annotation, molecular function: RNA binding. Gene Ontology annotation, biological process: RNA processing. Gene Ontology annotation, cellular component: nucleus. The transcript has 27 exons.
UGAUGAGGCAGAGGAGCAACACUAGCUGUCAAAAAUGGCAGUGAGGGGGGCUCAUAGAGUGUGUCGUGCCCGAGUGCCCCCCUAAAAUCUGGAGCUACCGCGGGAUCACUCUUUCCUGUAAGUCCUCGGAGGCAGGAGACCAAAUGACAAGAAAGAGGGAGACGUAAAAAGGAAAAAAUCUGUAGCCCGGAGGGAACAAGUGGCUCUCGGCACAAGCCAGGCGGAACUUUGACGCACCCUCCUCUCCCUUCUCCUGCCCUGCAGGCGAAGGCUGCAAGACAGAGUCUGUCGCGCGCGAUCAGGCUCCCUUACCUAGGCCCAGCUUUCUGAAUCUCGCGCUCGGCUAUCGGCUCGCCGUGCCUGCUCCUCCUCCUCUUCUUCCUUGGAUUCCUGUCUUCAAUCCGUGGAGUCGGUGUUCGAUUCUGCGCCGCUGAGACUUGAGCGGGGGACAGAAUCAAGAUGGCGGACAAGACGCCUGGCGGUUCGCAGAAGGCCAGUGGGAAGCCCAGGCCGCCAGACACAACACGUUCCACUGUCUCUCCAGAGACUCAUCCACUUUUAGAAAGCAAGCUUAAAGCAUUCAGUAUUGGCAAGAUGAGUGCUGCCAAGAGAACUUUAAGUAAGAAGGAACAGGAAGAAUUGAAAAAGAAGGAGGAUGAGAAAGCAGCUGCAGAAAUUUAUGAAGAGUUCCUCGCCGCUUUUGAAGGAAGUGAUGGCAAUAAGGUGAAGACAUUUGUCAGAGGAGGCAUUGUUAAUGCAUCUAAAGAAGAACAUGAAACUGAUGAAAAGCGAGGAAAAAUCUACAAACCUUCAUCAAGAUUUGCAGAUCAAAAAAAUCAGCAAAAUCAGUCAUCCUCUAAUGAGAGGCCUCCUUCACUUCUAAUAAUAGACACCAAAAAGCCGCCUUUGAAGAAGGGGGAGAAAGAAAAGAAAAAGAGCAAUUUGGAGCUUUUUAAAGAAGAACUAAAACAAAUUCAAGAAGAGCGUGAUGAAAGACAUAAAACCAAAGGUAGAUUAAGUCGUUUUGAGCCACCUCAAUCAGAUUCUGAUGGCCAGCGCCGUUCCAUGGAUGCACCUUCAAGAAGAAACAGAUCUUCGGGUGUAUUGGAUGACUAUGCUCCAGGAUCACAUGAUGUAGGAGAUCCAAGUACAACAAAUUUGUACCUAGGAAACAUUAAUCCCCAGAUGAAUGAAGAGAUGUUAUGUCAAGAAUUUGGACGCUUUGGGCCUCUAGCAAGUGUCAAAAUUAUGUGGCCAAGAACGGAUGAAGAAAGAGCAAGAGAGAGGAAUUGUGGAUUUGUUGCAUUCAUGAAUAGGAGAGAUGCUGAACGUGCAUUAAAGAAUUUAAACGGCAAGAUGAUCAUGUCUUUUGAAAUGAAACUAGGCUGGGGCAAAGCUGUUCCUAUUCCUCCACAUCCUAUAUACAUUCCUCCUUCAAUGAUGGAGCAUACUCUCCCACCACCACCUUCGGGACUGCCAUUUAAUGCUCAGCCCAGAGAGAGAUUGAAGAACCCUAAUGCUCCAAUGUUGCCACCACCAAAAAACAAGGAGGAUUUUGAGAAGACUCUGUCGCAAGCCAUAGUCAAAGUGGUUAUCCCAACAGAAAGGAAUUUGCUUGCGCUGAUACAUCGAAUGAUAGAGUUUGUGGUGCGUGAAGGACCUAUGUUUGAAGCCAUGAUUAUGAACAGAGAAAUCAACAAUCCAAUGUUCAGGUUUUUAUUUGAGAACCAGACUCCAGCCCAUGUAUACUACAGAUGGAAGCUUUAUUCAAUUCUGCAGGGUGAAUCGCCAACCAAAUGGAGGACUGAAGACUUCCGUAUGUUUAAAAAUGGAUCAUUUUGGAGACCACCUCCUUUAAAUCCAUAUCUCCAUGGGAUGUCAGAAGAACAAGAGCCUGAAGCAUUUGUAGAGGAACCUAGCAAGAAGGGUGCACUUAAGGAGGAACAGAGGGACAAGUUAGAGGAAAUCCUGCGUGGGUUAACACCGCGUAAGAAUGAUAUUGGAGAUGCAAUGGUUUUCUGUCUUAAUAAUGCUGAAGCUGCUGAAGAAAUUGUAGACUGCAUUGCUGAGUCACUGUCCAUCUUGAAGACUCCACUUCCUAAAAAGAUUGCAAGAUUAUAUUUGGUGUCUGAUGUGCUGUACAAUUCUUCUGCAAAAGUUGCCAAUGCUUCAUAUUACAGAAAAUUUUUUGAGACAAAACUAUGCCAGAUAUUCUCUGAUUUGAAUGCUACCUAUCGAACAAUACAAGGCCAUUUACAGUCUGAAAACUUUAAGCAACGGGUAAUGACAUGCUUCAGAGCAUGGGAAGACUGGGCGAUUUAUCCAGAACCAUUUUUGAUCAAACUGCAGAAUAUUUUCUUGGGGCUUGUAAAUAUUAUUGAAGAAAAGGAAGUAGAGGAAGUACCUGAUGAUCUUGAUGGAGCCCCCAUUGAGGAAGAGCUUGAUGGUGCUCCUCUAGAAGAUGUGGACGGAAUUCCUAUUGAUGUCGCUCCGAUUGACGAUCUUGAUGGAGUCCCUAUUAAAUCGCUUGAUGAUGACCUUGAUGGUGUACCUUUGGAUGCUUCUGAAGAGUCUAAAAAGAAUGAGCCAAUUUUCAAAGUUGCCCCUUCGAAGUGGGAAGCAGUGGAUGAAUCUGCACUUGAAGCUCAAGCGGUAACAACAUCUAAAUGGGAGCUAUUUGAUCAACAUGAGGAAUCUGAAGAGGAAGAAAAUCAAAACCAAGAAGAAGAAAGUGAAGAUGAGGAGGAUACUCAAAGUUCUAAAUCAGAAGAGCAUCACAUGUAUUCCAAUCCAAUCAGAGAAGAAAUGUCAGAUUCAAAAUCUUCAAGCAAAUACUCAGAAAUGAGUGAGGAAAAGCGUGCCAAACUCAGAGAGAUUGAGCUCAAGGUAAUGAAGUUUCAAGAUGAGUUAGAAUCUGGAAAAAGACCCAAGAAACCAGGCCAGAGUUUUUCAGAACAGGUUGAACACUACCGUGAUAAACUACUCCAGAGAGAAAAGGAAAAGGAGCUGGAGAGGGAAAGGGAAAGAGACAAGAAGGACAAAGAGAAAUUUGAAUCCAGAUCAAAAGAGAAGAAGGAGAAAGAAGAAUGUACACCAACAAGGAAAGAAAGGAAAAGGCGACACAGCACAUCACCUAGUCCAUCCCGCAGCAGUGGAAGUAGGCGAGCAAAAUCACCAUCACCAAAAUCAGAACGCUCGGAGCGAUCAGAAAGAUCCCACAAAGAAAGCUCACGCUCCAGGUCGUCUCACAAGGAUUCUCCCAGAGAUGCUAGUAAAAAACCCAAAAGGUCACCAUCCGGCUCAAGGACACCCAAAAGAUCAAGAAGGUCACGAUCCAGGUCUCCUAAAAAGUCAGGGAAAAAAUCCAGAUCUCAGUCCCGCUCUCCACACAGAUCCCACAAAAAGUCAAAGAAGAGCAAACACUGACAAACUCUUAAUUUUUAUGCUGUCACUUACUGGAAAUGCGGUUUUGUUUUUGUGCCUGAAGAGUCUGUUUAAAAAACAAAACAAAAAAGCAUUCCUAAUUUUUUUGUGAAUGCACGUGUAUACUCAUGAGUAACUGCAUCGCUAGACCUGUCAUUGUUUUAUAUUGUACAAAAUACUUUCAUUGUGGCUACUUCCCAGGAAGAAAUUUUGUGUUUAGAAACAUCAUCUGAAAUGUGUGUAACUGAUCUGCUGGCAGUAGUGAUAUUUUGUUUUAGAAUGUUGUGAGUUAGGAAAAAAACACACAAACACUUGUUACCCUCCUCUCCCCUUUUUGUAGCUUUGACAACUUGAAUUAGAUUUCAAAUAAAAUCUGAGAAGAAAAUGUAAAAAAUUGUGUUUUCUUGCCCCUCUGACACUGAUUUCCUCCCCAAGCCAUAGUUUGCCAACACACAGGGCUGCAGGUAUGUUGGGAUUUAUCUCAUCUAUAUUGGCAAUAUAUUUUACCUAACAUAGGAACACUUUGUCGUGCAUAUGUUCUUAAAUGUUCUGAGCUUUAGCUUGAAUUUCCAGGCAUAGCCUGCAGGCACCUUGAGGAGCCUUAUCCUCUGCCUGCCUCACUUUCUUAACUUAUAGCCUGGCAGCCAGAAUGAGUGUAGAUAGUUCUUUCCAGAAACAUCAGGUCUGCUUCUUCCACACCUACAAAACUAGGUGAUAUGAUUGUUUGCUGGAGAGAGACAACCACUGUUGCAGUUCCUUGUCUGGUGCUAUAGAUACUUGAGCAAAAAAAUACAGUGUGGCAGAAAAGAAGGGUGGUGGGUAUAAGGGAUCCCAAAUGCACAUUUAGGUGUUGGCCUAUGGUCUCUUCUAUUUGCUCAUAAACUUUCUCUUGACACCAUAAAUCUCUUGAGUCACUCAUAACAGCAGCAUCACAAAUGAUUAGACUUCGAUUUUAAAUUUCAACCAAAUGCAUUAGGGCAGUUUUAGUACACAUUUCUGGAAAUGAGAAGGCUGAUUUCUACUAUCCAAACUCUUCACGCAUGCUGUAUUUUCCCUUCAUCUCAGAUGUGAAACUUGCUGUUUGCAUCUGAAAUGCACAUGGUUCUUCAUUGAAUGUGAAGUCCACUCGGUUGUCCUCUUAGGUGAAAUGGUAUUGAAGCCACAGUAUUAAGUGUGUUAAUUACUUUUCAUGAAAGAAGUGACAAGAGAACAAAUCAUAUUUCCCCUUACAACAAAUACUGUCAGAAUGGUCAUAACUCUAAAAUGCACAUCAUGAAUUGUCUUUAUAAAGUGGAUUUUAUUCCAGAAGGUGACCUUGUAAAUGCAUUUUUGUAUUGAAUUCCUCCUUUGACUGUGAAAAUUGUUGAAAGAGUAGCAGAAAUUAGAUUUUUUUUAACUUGUAUCUUUUUCUAAUAUACUUGUAUUCUUCUUUCUCCCCCCCCCCCAUUUUUGGAUGCCCUUUUGUUUUAAACCUGUUUUUUCGCGUUUGGCAUUGAUAUAACAUAGCACCUCCUCUGGGUCACUUAACUUUUUUUCCAUGAAAGAAAAGUCACAAAGGUUCACUGUUUGUUUCCUGGAGGAGUGGGCAGAUUGUAAUAAAAAUGCAAAGUUUAAAAGGGA